UCGGGAUCUUGCCUCCCUGCUCCCUGGUUCCUAACGUUAGGCGCGGAGCCUGUCCUCUCCGCGUAGCCCCGGCGGGUGGGGUGUCAGAACGUGGGAGGCAGAACCGUGGAACCGGACCUCAAUCUUCAGCCUUGCUGAGCCUGGAGGCCGCCGGGAUGGAGGCACCGCUCCCGGCUGGAGCUCAGCCCCUAGCUGCUAUCGAGGGCUUGGAGAUGAAGGGUCCUCUCCGGGAGCCCUGUUCCCUGACCCUAGCCCAAAGGAACGGACAAUAUGAGUUAAUAAUCCAAUCACAGGACAAGGAACAGCACAUUCAAGACACUAUUCCUAUAAAUAGCCAUUUCAGAUGCGUUCAAGAAGCAGAAGAAACACUUUUAAUUGACAUUGCUUCAAACAGUGGCUGUAAAAUUCGGGUUCAAGGGGACCGGAUCAGAGAACGGCACUUUGAAAUUCCUGAUGAGGAGCACUGUUUGAAAUUCCUCUCCGAUGUCCUUGCUGCUCAAGAAGCACAGUCACAAAUUCUUGUUCCAGAGCAAAAGGAUUCCUCAAGCUGGUACCAGAAAUUAGACAAUAUGGACAGACCUUCUGAUUUGUCAGGACUUCUUGGAUUUGAAGAUGAUUUCUCAUCAAUGAAUUUGGACAAAAAAAUAAACCCACAAAAUCAGCCUGCAGUGACCCAUCGGGACCCUCCACCUCCACCCCUUUCAGUGACUAAAAUGCUUCCACGUGAAAAAGAGACUUCAAGCAAAGAACAACCCAAAGUGACAAACACUAUGCGGAAACUGUUUGUACCAAAUACUCAGUCUGGACAACGAGAGGGCCUCAUUAAGCACAUCCUGGCAAAGCGAGAAAAAGAAUAUGUGAACAUUCAGACCUUCAGAUUCUUUGUUGGAACUUGGAAUGUAAAUGGCCAGUCUCCAGAUAGCGGAUUAGAACCUUGGCUAAAUUGUGAUCCAAAUCCUCCUGAUAUCUACUGCAUCGGAUUCCAAGAACUAGACUUAAGCACAGAGGCCUUUUUCUACUUUGAAUCUGUGAAAGAACAAGAGUGGUCAAUGGCAGUAGAGAGGAGUUUGCCUUCUAAAGCCAAGUAUAAGAAAGUUCAACUAGUCCGCCUUGUUGGGAUGAUGCUUCUUAUUUUUGCCAAAAAAGAUCAGUGUCGAAAUAUCCGUGAUGUUGCUACAGAAACAGUUGGAACUGGGAUCAUGGGGAAAAUGGGAAACAAAGGUGGGGUAGCCGUGAGAUUUGUAUUCCACAACACCACUUUCUGCAUUGUUAACUCCCACCUGGCUGCCCACGUAGAAGACUUUGAAAGAAGAAAUCAAGAUUAUAAAGACAUCUGUGCAAGAAUGAGUUUUGUGGUCCCUAACCAGACCCUCCCACAACUGAACAUCAUGAAACAUGAUGUUGUCAUUUGGUUGGGAGAUUUGAACUAUAGACUUUGCAUGCCAGAUGCCAAUGAGGUGAAAACUCUGAUUCAUAAGAAUGACCUUCAAAGACUAUUGAAAUUUGACCAGCUAAAUAUUCAACGCACUCAGAAAAAAGCUUUUGUUGACUUCAACGAAGGUGAUAUCAAGUUUAUCCCCACUUAUAAGUAUGACUCUAAAACUGAUCGAUGGGACUCCAGUGGUAAGUGUCGAGUUCCAGCAUGGUGUGAUCGAAUUUUGUGGAGAGGGACAAAUAUUAAUCAGCUUCAUUACCGAAGUCACAUGGAAUUGAAAACUAGUGACCACAAGCCUGUCAGCGCUCUCUUCCAUAUUGGGGUGAAGGUUGUGGAUGAACGGAGGUAUCGGAAAGUCUUUGAAGAUAUUGUACGAAUCAUGGACAGAAUGGAAAAUGACUUCCUUCCUUCUUUAGAGCUCAGCAGAAGGGAGUUUGUGUUUGAGAAUGUGAAGUUUCGACAACUACAAAAGGAGAAGUUCCAGAUCAGCAACAAUGGACAGGUUCCCUGCCAUUUUUCUUUCAUCCCUAAACUUAAUGACUCCCAGUACUGCAAGCCAUGGCUUCGGGCAGAACCUUUUGAGGGCUACUUGGAGCCAAAUGAGACAGUGGACAUUUCUCUUGAUGUGUAUGUCAGCAAGGACUCUGUCACCAUCUUGAACUCAGGGGAAGAUAAGAUCGAAGAUAUUCUUGUACUUCAUCUGGAUCGAGGCAAAGAUUACUUCUUGACCAUCAGUGGAAAUUAUCUCCCAAGUUGUUUUGGCACAUCUUUAGAAGCUUUGUGCCGAAUGAAAAGACCAAUCCGAGAAGUUCCUGUCACCAAACUCAUAGACUUGGAAGAAGACAGCUUCCUAGAAAAGGAGAAAUCCCUUCUGCAAAUGGUUCCCUUGGAUGAAGGUACCAGUGAGAGACCCCUUCAGGUCCCCAAGGAGAUCUGGCUUCUAGUAGAUCACUUAUUCAAAUGUGCCUGUCAACAGGAGGACCUGUUCCAAACCCCUGGAAUGCAGGAAGAGUUACAGCAGAUCAUUGAUUGUCUAGAUACCAGCAUUCCUGAGGUAAUUCCUGGUAGCAAUCAUUCUGUAGCUGAAGCACUGCUCAUUUUCCUGGAAGCCCUGCCAGAGCCAGUCAUCUGCUAUGAGCUGUAUCAGCGAUGUCUUGAUUCUGCGCAUGAUCCGCGGAUUUGCAGACAGAUAAUUUCCCAGCUUCCAAGAUGUCAUAGAAAUGUUUUCCGUUACUUGAUGGCAUUCCUUCGGGAACUCUUAAAAUUCUCUGAAUACAACAACGUCAACGCCAAUAUGAUCGCUACUCUUUUCACUAGUCUUCUCCUAAGGCCUCCACCAAACCUCAUAUCAAGACAGACUACAAGUGACCGCCAGCGUGCCAUCCAGUUCCUUCUGGUGUUUCUGCUUGGGAGUGAUGAAGAUUAAGUCUUUUCCUGCCCAAGAGUCUAGAAGAAGAAGAUCUUGGGCUCCAAGUAUUUCGGAAUGGUUUGAAAAGUUAUACGAUAGGAAGGAUCUUUUGCAGAAUCUCAAGUUUGGUUAAUAGGAAGUUUCCUAAUCUCUCCUUUACCAUAUCCUACAGAGCAAAAUACUUCUAGACAUAUAUUGCCAAGCCAAAGUUAUCAUAUCAUAUUUUGAUGUCUCUGUUUUUUCUUUGUAAGGCAAAGAGGUCUGUAUUUGCAAUCCUUUACCCAGGGAUGUGUUUGUUGCCCUCCCACCCAAUUGUCAUGAUUGUUCUUGGUAUCCUAGGCCUAGAUUCUGAUGUGUUUCCAUCCUGGGCCUACAGGCACUACUUGCUAUAGCUCAGAUUUGUCUGUAGUCCUUUGUACAAUGCACUUUUGACCCACUUCUCUCCAUAUCACUCCUUUGCACUCCCCUCCACUUGUUCUAUCACCUCAAAGGAAGCUUGAGUAAGGCUAGUGACUAUUUCAGUGUUUUCAAUGGUUAGAUCACUGUCUACAUGUGGGCCAUUACAUAUAUUUGUGUAUUUGUACUACAGUGGUCUCUAUGUGUUGCUGUAACAUUGGGCUUUUUGUGGAUCCACCUGAGUGCAAUCAUAUUGUCUAGGACCACAUUUAGUAACAGAGAGAGCAUCCC
Molecule: messenger RNA, 3530 nt
Organism: Perognathus longimembris pacificus (Pacific pocket mouse)
Lineage: Eukaryota; Metazoa; Chordata; Mammalia; Rodentia; Heteromyidae
Gene: Ocrl
Product: OCRL inositol polyphosphate-5-phosphatase
Exons: 24
Coding region: 156-2861 (901 amino acids)
Biological process (GO): phosphatidylinositol dephosphorylation; signal transduction
Cellular component (GO): cytoplasm; membrane
Molecular function (GO): phosphatidylinositol-4,5-bisphosphate 5-phosphatase activity; inositol phosphate phosphatase activity
Source: RefSeq, a predicted model, not a curated record